This is a messenger RNA of Drosophila albomicans, 6198 nucleotides long. It is a transcript of the gene mus201, whose product is annotated as DNA excision repair protein ERCC-5. The transcript has 5 exons. Lineage: Eukaryota; Metazoa; Arthropoda; Insecta; Diptera; Drosophilidae. Gene Ontology annotation, molecular function: DNA endonuclease activity; single-stranded DNA binding. Gene Ontology annotation, biological process: nucleotide-excision repair. The record is from RefSeq and is a predicted model, not a curated record. Gene Ontology annotation, cellular component: nucleus. The coding region runs from base 101 to 3856 and encodes 1251 amino acids.
UUUCUUAACACUGCACCGGCAUUUGAAGCAGCUGAGAAAAACGCAAUGUUCAAACAAUCUGAUUUUGCAUGGUAAGAAAAGUAAUAAUAAUUUAAGUUAAAUGGGUGUAACUGGCCUUUGGAAGCUCAUUGAACCUUGUGGGAAACCCGUGCCCGUGGAGACCCUGGAAGGCAAGGUGUUGGCCGUUGAUAUAUCCAUAUGGUUACAUCAGGUGGUUAAGGGCUUUCAGGACAAUAAAGGCUCUGCACUCAACAAUGCUCAUCUCCUUGGCCUUUUUCAUCGUCUCUGCAAGUUACUCUACUAUCGAGUGCGUCCCGUUUUCAUCUUCGAUGGCUGCGUGCCCCAAUUAAAGAGGGAUACAAUUGCACGGCGUCAGCAACAGCGCAGCAAGCUGAGCAAUGAGGCGGAUCGCAUUCAGGCUCUUUUACUGCAAUCGCUGGCUAAGGAGAAGGUGGUGCAACAAGCACUGGGCACAAAUGCAGAACUUUUGCUCAAAUCACCCACAAAGCGUCCAGCAGCUGCGAAGUCGGGUAAGACGGACGAAGACGAUAUUUUUAAACUACCAGAAUUGCCAGCAUCAGCGGCGCAAUUCAAUGAAGCGGACAGUGAACUCGAAGAUCAGGAGUAUGCGAGUACCAGUGCCACAUCAGACAGCUCUUUUGAUGAGACCACAGCGCGACAUACAUAUAAUUCCAGCUUACAGGCUAUCGAUGUGCGUAGCCAGCACUUUAAGAAUUUACCUGCAGACGUGCGACAUGAAAUCCUUACUGAUAUCAAGGAGACACGCAAGCAGUCCUCCUGGGGCCGCCUUCAUGAACUGCCUGCACGCAGCGACGACUUUUGUUCGUUUCAAAUGAAGCGAUUGCUCAAGCGUCGCGCCGUUCAGGAGAGCCUCGAGCAGGCUGAACAAGAAAUGGGCGGUCGUACACUCACCUAUUCAGAGCUCUCUGAGUUUUUCAGUGAGGAGGGCAUUGUUACCCCUACGGCCAUUGAGGAAAGCACUCGUCAAAUAAGCUCUGAUGAGCACACUCGUUUCUUGUUAGUGCGCGAUCUCAAAAAAAAAGCCCUCGAAGACAACCAGAAGGCAAUGAAGAUCAAGUGCGAACCCAUUAAGGAACUUGAUAGCGAAGAAGCAGCUGCUGAUGAGAAACCAAGUACUUCAGCCAUGGCAGUAAAAAGAAGCAUUGAAGACGAUGAUGUGGUGAAGAAAGAGUUGGGCUCUGAAUAUGAUACUGAUUUGGCCAUGGCGCUAGCAUUAUCAUUGGAAGAAUCAGGCAAAGUCUAUGAUGAGAAAGAUUACGAUUAUGAUUCGGAUCAAGAUCUGCGUCUAAAUCGCGAACAAAGCAAGCAAUUGCGUCAUGCUGCCAAAGGACCAGCGCGUGCAUACAUGAUUGAAUAUGGGGGCAUGAAUGAAGAAGAGGUGGGCAAUAUUAUGGAGGCGACGCAAUUAAAUGAUACACAGAGUCUUGAGGCUUUUUUGCACAACACGAAUGUUAAUACGGAGACAGCUGGGGAUGAAGCAGAUAAUUCAAUUGAGGAAGCUAAAUUAUUGUCUUUAGCGAUUGAAGAAAGUAAAAGAACUCAUGCCGAAGAUCUUGUCAAGUCGGAACAGAUUCAAACAAUCGACAGCGAUACAGAUUCUGACUUGGAGGAGGUUGUUGAUACAUCCGUCAUGUCUAGCAAAAAGAGUUUAGAAAUUUGCGUCGAUAUUAAAGAUGCAUUAAAUAAGGAUGAUGAUCUUUUUGCAGAUAUCUUUGAUAUCGACACUCAACAAAACAAAGAAUGUAGUAAAAACUCAGAGUUGCAGAAAACUGAAAUUGCUGAUAAGAAACUUGAAGAGACUUUGUCAAAAGAUGCCAUGAGUAAAAAAAUAAUACCAAGCAAGCAAACGGCAGAAGAAAUUGUUUUAACAGAUAGCGAGAAACAAGUUGAGUCUGAAGACGAAUUGUGUGACGUCGAAAAGACAUCCGAGUCAGAUUUAAAAACCACUGUUGCAGUGGCUAAAGAAAAAGAGAGGCCAUCAGGAACUGAUUUAAAGCCAUUACCUAUAAAGCCCGCUGCCGCACUCGACUCCCUACUUGACGAUCUUAAAAGACAAACUGCAGACGUUAAAAACAUCAAAUUGGAAUCAAUCAAACUAGGCACCAGUCCGGUUAUUGAGUUGUCUUCUGAUGAUGAAGCAUCUAAGGCAAUUAUACCUUCCAUAUCCAAGGAUGUUAUUGAACUUUGCGACAGUGAAAACGAGACUGAAAAGAAACGUUCAUCACCAAAUAAAACACCGAGUAAAAGCAAAGCAAUAACAGAUUAUUUUGAGACCAGCUAUAAAAUAAAACGGACACCAGAGAAACCAAUAGAAGCGGACGUCACACCGCCAUCAACUCCUAAGCCAUUUUACAUAAAGCGUACUCCAAAAUCAAGUAGAAAACGUGAUGGUAACGUACUCAGCGACGAAGGAAUCUCGCCCAACAAAAAGUCGAGCAAGGCAGCAAAGUCUCUUUUUCCUACGAAGGAACCAGAGAAGGUUGAACCAGUUAAUACACAGGACCUUAUAAAUGAUGCAGCUGAUGCUUUGAAAUCACAAAAAUCAAAUGAGGAACUCCAGGCAAUGGCCUCGAACUUGGCGCAAGAGCGUCGAGAUUUGGAAGUCGAACGUAAUCGACAGGAUCGCAUGGGCAUGUCGAUUAGCCAACGCAUGAGCAACGAUUGCCAGGAACUAUUGCGUCUCUUUGGCAUACCAUAUAUUGUGGCACCUAUGGAGGCGGAAGCUCAAUGCGCCUUCCUUAAUGCCGUCGAGCUCACCAAUGGCACCAUAACCGAUGAUAGCGACAUUUGGCUAUUUGGUGGUCGAACUGUCUAUAAAAAUUUCUUUGCCCAAAACAAGCAUGUGCUGGAGUUUCGAGCCGAGCAAAUAGAACAAACGUUCAAUUGCAAUAGAGGUAAACUUAUUCAGCUGGCUUGUCUUGUUGGCAGUGACUACACCACAGGUAUUCAUGGCAUCGGUGCAGUUACGGCUCUAGAGAUAUUGGCUUCGUUUUCAAGCACAACCCAUAUGGAAACGACCCCCUCUGUGAGCUUGCAGUCGUCUGUGCUAUCGACUUUGGUAAGGUUUAGAGACUGGUGGCAGGCACAUAAGAACUCUAACUUGCCAAUAGGCAGUUCAGCGCGUCUUUCUCUGCGCAAGAAACUCAAAAACAUUGAAUUGCACGAGGGAUUUCCUAGUUCGUCAGUAGUGGAUGCCUAUUUAUCACCCACAAUAGAUGAUAAUCGCGACGCUUUCAGUUGGGGCUCUCCCGAUGUGGAAUCUAUACGUGAAUUUACGCGAAAGUCUUUUGGUUGGACUACAUCGAAAACAGACGAUAUUCUUAUGCCGGUCAUGAAAAAAAUCAACGAGAAGAAGAUUCAAGGCUCCAUUCGAAAUUAUUUUACGGCAAAGAGCGCACUUCGAGUCCAACAACCACCGCUUGUUAGUAAACGAGUGCAGAUUGCCAUUGACAAGAUGUCUGGUAAGAUUGACAAUGAAACCCCAGAGAAACCAAAACGGGCGCCACGUCGAGGGCGCAAGAAAGCAACAGAAGACCAAGAAGCUUCCGCGACGGAAGAGUCAGCGGAUUGUCAGCGUAAUUCUGCUCGUCCGAAGCGCGGUAAACGGAAGUCCGGUGAAACAACAAAUACAGCAUCUCCUGAGAAUCCCUCCACAUCUAACGAAACCUCGAAGCCCGCUAAGUGUGCUCGCAUUCCCAGUACCCGGGAAGUUAUACCUCAAAGGGAGCGAGAUAUGGAACAAAUGCGUCAGAACAAAGUCAAGGCAGCAGAGGUUCUGAAAGCAAACGCGAAAGCUGCUUCUAAAAAAAUAUAAAUAUUUUAUUUGAUUUUCGUUCUUGUAAAUAUGCAUCCACAAAUAAUAAAUCAAAUGAGAUACAUUGUUAAACAUACUAGUGUUUUACGACCUUUGUCUCAAUAAGUAUUCUUUUUAAUCUGAGUUGAUUCAGAUUAUAAGUCAUACAUGUGUAUACCAAAUUUAUUGUUGAGAAUUUAAAUUUCAAAAACAUUUAAUCAACACAAUGUUAAACAAAAACAAACUAAGCCAUCAAUUUGGGAGGGAGCAGACAGCACAUUUGCAGCAGUUUCGUAAUAUGCGGAGUAUUUUAUUGGAUACAAUAAGGGAACUUAUACUGAAUGCUCAGAUCAAGUCAGAGGUAUCAAGCGCAUAUAGCGACCAGAUGGUUAAAUGCCUUGGCCUUUGUGAAGAUUUAAUAAGCGAUUGCAAGAACUCAUUGCAGUACUCAAAAUAUGAUUUAUCUAUUGUAUAUGGAACAUACGUUACAAGCAGACCAAUGUGUGAAAUUGGAGAACCGACUCUUGAAAAGUAUCUGGAUAAACUUGAAGCAUCUCUUCUCGACUUUAUUGAGAAUCAAAAAGCUUUUCAAGACAUAGAACACAUUAAUGCAGCUAAAGAAAUACUGAAUGAAUUCUUUAAUCAAAAUAUUGAGUUAAUCCAUCUUGCCAUUCGUAUGUUAAAACUUAUCACGGAAAAGUGCAAAAAGUGUUAUAGUCAAUUAAAGAAUCUCAAAGAAUCUUCUAAAGUCUAUAGGCAACCGAAAUAUCAUUUAAUUGACAAAGUAAGUGACCAUAUGGAAGACAUGGUAAAUAAUAUUUGUGAAUCGUUACAGCAUAAAACUGAGGAAUGCAGUAUAAACACUGGAAGAAGUGAGAACAGUGACACUACUAGGGAGACUGGAGGGAGAAUACGAUCUACAAUAUCCAGAAAAAUAAUUAAGGAGAUGGAAUCCAACAAACAUGAUAAAAGGAUUAGCAGUGAUUUAAGUAUAGGCAACAAGGAAAAGUUGACUUAUUUUAACCCUUCACGGGUAUCUUCUAAGGGUUCAAAGGGUCAAACGUUCUUAUUGAAAGGUGCAGCUACUUACAUUAUUGAUGCUUUUAUCGCACAGAAAAUUGCUCCAAACUCAAAUAUUAGAUCUGAGGCUUAUCUGAAUGGCAACAAAUUAAAUGAAGAUGGAGUAAACGAUGUUUGGAUCAGUUUAUGCGAACUGCAUAACCAAAUUUUACUUGAACCAAAGAAAUAUCGGUUAGAAGUUGUAAGGGAAAUCCUCACAAAAUUUUACAUAACGAGUCUCCAAUUAGCCCUCCAAAAAGAAUGUGAGAGAUUAAAAUCUCGAAGUAGAAACAGCAUAAAAAGGGCGUAUGAAUCAGUUGGAAGCUUAUUACGACCAAGUACGCCUGCACCUAAGGCUUAUUUAAUGCACUUAAAUUUAUAUCGCUUACAGUUAACUAAACUUAAGUCGGCAAAAAAAAUGUUUAAUGCACCCCAACUGUACAAAAUGAUUAUGAACCAGGAACUUCCACGGAGCCAAUCCGAUCAUGAUUUAUUCAAUAAAUAUGUAAGCGAUCGAGAGCAUUAUAACAUUCUAUUGAUGUUGCAAAACAAUGAAAGUCAGGGGGAGGUUCUAUUGCAAGUUCUUGAGCAAAACUUUGAAGAGAUUUCGAAGCUUAUAGAUCGAAAGAAACGUUUUCGCAACAUAUUUCAAAGGUUAAUCAAUGAUAAACAACAACAAAGUUAUAUAAAUUUAAAAAGAGACUCAAUUCCUGUCAAAGUACGCGAACGAACUACUAUUGACGAGGAGUUCCUUAAAAUGGAAAGAGCAAAGUGGGUCAAGUAUUUUGCAAACCAGAAACUGACAGCAACGGAGCGUAAAUUGGCGCAAAUUCGAGUAGAAAAACUGCAAAGUCUUGCCGGAAAACAAAAGGCUGAGCGCAGACAGAAAAUAUUGCAGAAACGAAAGAAAACACGUAGUAUGAAAGCAAUUAUUGCACUAUAUAAGGCCCCCCGGCUUACUAAUCGUUUGCGUCGAGCAAUGGAUCAAAUGGCCGCGAAUAAAUUAAUUGAUUUGAGUGCUUCAUCGCAGGCAUGUCAGCUCAAUGAAAUGAAGACAGUCAAAAACGAAGAGCAUCCGUUGGCAGAUGGUUUAAUGGAAUCUGUGUCGUGGACAUCCUGUUGCAGCGAGUGCAAACGAAUGAAUGAUACAUUACAUGAAACUGCUCUAGACCGAUUCCAUCGUACACAUGAAGAGAUCAAAGCAACAGCUAAUUAUUGUGAUUAUUAUCCAAGUUAAAUUUCCGUUUCCAAAUAAAGAAGUGGUGGAUGAUUGGCUUAACUAAUCAUUGCUUGAUCAAUGCGAA